AUGGAAAAAGUAGGUAUGGUAGUUUUAAAUAAAACAAAAACGAUAUUUUGCGUCCUCAUCGGUAGUAUGAGCUUGACGACUUAUGUAAAUGCCAACGAGAUACCUGCAACGUCUAUAAAGGUUGAAACUGCGAUGAAUACUGCAUUUCAGCCAUUAAUGAAAACUUAUGCAGUGCCCGGUAUGGCAAUAGGUGUUUUGUAUAACGGAAAAAGUUAUGAAAAAUACUACGGCGUACAAUCACUUGCGAAUGCGAAAGCCGUAAAUAAAAAUACCCUUUUUGAAUUAGGCUCAGUCAGUACUUAUGCACAAAAUUUAGGCAAAAUUUCUCUUCAAGACCAUCCUGGUAAAUAUAUACCCGCAUUAAAAAACUCAGACAUUAAUCAAGUCACACUCUUAGAAUUGGCCACCUACACCAGUGGUAAUCUUCCAUUGCAAUUUCCUGAUCAAAUAAAAACAGAUGCACAAACACUUAAAUAUUUUCAAGAUUGGAAAGUCAAAAAACCGAUUGGUCAAUUUCGACAAUAUUCUAAUCCAAGCAUAGGGCUAUUCGGUGAAGCGACCGCUAAAGCCAUGAACAUGCCUUUUAGCGCUUUAUUAGAACAAGUGAUUUUCCCCAAGCUAGAACUCCAACAUACUUAUGUCCAAGUUCCUAAAGCACAACAAGGCAACUAUGCCUUUGGUUAUGAUCAAAAUAAUCACCCGCUUCGGGUCACUGCUCGCGCUUUUGAUGCGCAAGCCUAUGGGGUGAAAUCUAGCCUACCUGACAUGCUAAAUUUUUUAAAUUUAAACUUAAAUCCAGAUCAAGCCAAAGCAGCGAUUAAACCUGCAAUUCUAGCGACACAUACUGAGAACUUUGGCUUGGUGAUGUUAAUGAAUAAAAAAAUUCCCAAUGCUGAGCGAAUUAAGGCAGCGUAUGAAGUGCUCAAUAGCUUAAAGCAAAAAUCCAAUCCUUGA
Molecule: messenger RNA, 954 nt
Organism: Oppiella nova
Lineage: Eukaryota; Metazoa; Arthropoda; Arachnida; Sarcoptiformes; Oppiidae
Source: the annotation of a GenBank genome assembly